AUGUGGUAUCGCCUCGCCGCACUGGCGGCCCUUUUCCUGGCGACGUCCCAAGCCUCGUCGUCCACAUCCAAGAAGCAGCCCAACAUCCUCUUUAUCUUGACGGAUGACCAGGACUGGCACAUGGAGUCGCUCCAGCACAUGCCCCUGCUGCAGAAACACCUUCUCAACGAGGGCACUCUAUACGCGAACCACUACUGCACCGUGGCACUGUGCUGCCCGUCGCGCGUCAACCUCUGGACGGGCAAGGCCGCGCACAACACCAACGUCACGGACGUCUGGGCCCCCUACGGCGGCUAUCCCAAGGUCGUCCGCGAGGGCAUCAACGACGACUACCUCCCCCAUUGGCUCCAGGCGGCGGGCUACAACACCUACUACUCGGGCAAGCUCUGGAACCACCACUCAGUCGAGAACUACAACCAGCCGUACGCCGGCGGCUUCAACGGCUCCGACUUUGUCCUGGACCCCUACACGUACCAGUACCGCAAUGCCACAAUGUCACGCAACGGCGGUGGCCCCGUCAGCUACGCCGGCCAGUACUCGCCCGACGUCACGGCCGCCAAGGCCCACGGCUUCCUGCGUGAGGCCAUGGCGCACGACGACCCCUGGUUCCUCGUCCACGCGCCCAUCGCCCCCCACAGCAGCGUCCAGCUGAUUCCCGACGUCGUCAUGGACAAGCCCGAGUACGCCGACCGCCACGCCCACCUCUUCCACGACUACAUCAUCCCGAGGGACGAGAACUUCAACCCGGAGACGCAGGGCGGCGUCAGCUGGGUCAAGGACCUCCCGCGCCUCAACGACACCGUGAUCCGCUACAACGACGAGUUCCAGCGGUCCCGCCUGAGGGCCCUGCAGUCGGUGGACGAGUCCGUCGAGCACAUGGUUCGCAUCCUCGAGGAGGCCGGAGAGCUCGAGAACACGUACAUCUUCUACACCACCGACAAUGGCUACCACAUCAGCCAGCACCGGAUGCACCCCGGCAAGGAGUGCGGCUUCGAGACGGACGUGCACAUUCCGCUCAUCGUGCGUGGACCGGGCGUCUCUGCGGGUCACGUCAGCAAGGCUGUGACAGCGCACACCGACAUUGCCUCGACCAUCAUGACGCUGGCGGGUCACUCCCUCCCCGAGGACGCCAGCGACGGCUACCCCCUCCCCCUGACCACCGAGGAGAUGCAGGCGUCCAAGCAGGAGCACGUCACCAUCGAGUACUGGGGCCUCGCCAUCCCCGAGGGCCUCUGGGGCUCCUACGGCGACGCGGGCAUGAUCGACCCCGGCUACGGCUCCCAGCCCAGCAUCGCCGUGGGCAACAACACGUACAAGGCCGUCCGCGUCAUCGGUGAGGGCUACAGUCUCUACUACGCCGUGUGGUGCACCAACGAGACAGAGCUGUACGAUCUAAAGACCGACCCCGGAGAGCUCCGAAACCUCUUGGCCCCCGAGCACCACGACAAGGACCUCCGCGUGGCCGGCCGCCCGGUGGACCAGCUGGCGCGCCGCUUGGAUGCACUGACCAUGGUGCUCAAGAGCUGCCGGGGCCGGAGCUGCGUCGAGCCCUGGCGGGAUCUGCACCCGUCCGGCGACGUCCACGGUCUCCUCGACAGCCUGGACGAGCGGUUCGACGACUUUUACCAGACCCAGCCCAGGGUCUCCUUCACCGACUGCAAGAUGGGCUAUCUUCCCGAGUAUGAGGGGCCGAUGGACGUGAGACCCUUCGACGGGAAGGACCAUGCUGCCAGUGGCGCCGGCUGGGGAGGUUGGGAGCAGGUCACCCUGGGGCGCAACCGUGGUCACUGGAGUCUCUGGACGUGA
Messenger RNA from Emericellopsis cladophorae, 1806 nucleotides. RefSeq lists its product as uncharacterized. Lineage: Eukaryota; Fungi; Ascomycota; Sordariomycetes; Hypocreales; Bionectriaceae. Gene Ontology annotation, molecular function: glycosaminoglycan binding; N-acetylglucosamine-6-sulfatase activity; arylsulfatase activity. The transcript has 4 exons. Gene Ontology annotation, biological process: phenol-containing compound metabolic process. The record is from RefSeq and is a predicted model, not a curated record. The coding region runs from base 1 to 1806 and encodes 601 amino acids.